AUGUACACCAAACUUCUCAAAUUAUUCGGAUAUAUGAUUAUAUUAUGUGGCAUCCUGAAUCUCUUUGAAAUUAUGAGGUCUCGUUUGCAGUUGAGCAAAAAGCUUGCAGCAAAGAGCUCAACAACCUACAAAAUAAGCUUUGCUAACUUUACUCAGUACUACAAAUAUAUAUUGUUGCCGAGCUCUUCAACACUAUCUUCAUGUCUUGGAAACAGCGGACGCAGCCCUCUAAUGAUCGCCACUGUUUUAUCCAUUGCAAAUCAUACCGAGGAGCGCCAAGCUGUACGUGAAACCUGGGCAUCAGAAAGAGAAUCAAAAUUCAUCAAAACACACUACGUGAUGGUAUUCUUCAUCAUAUCUGCUACAUCCAAAAACGAUCUACAAAUUCUGCAGAAAGAGCAAGAAGAGUACGACGAUUUGAUUGUCACAGACUUGCACGAAGCCUUCCAGAAUUUACAUCUCAAAGACCCAUUCUACACUGGUAUUAUUGCCGAAGAGGCAAAGAUUCGAAGAGUUCAUUGGGAAGCUAGUGUGACUUUGGAUUUCCGGAAACUGAAGCGCAAUAAAUUAAAGGAGGUGAAGAUUUUCGUUCAUUCGUUGCAUACACCAGAACAUCUUCGAACAGUUUUUCAACUUAUGAAAGAUAUAAUAAAUAUAUUUCUCAAACUUUUCGGGUAUGCUGACUGCCAUAGACGAAUCGUAAAUAACUGCUUAUUCCAAAGGCUCUUCCGCGGUUGCUCAGCUUGA
Molecule: messenger RNA, 747 nt
Organism: Cylicocyclus nassatus
Lineage: Eukaryota; Metazoa; Nematoda; Chromadorea; Rhabditida; Strongylidae
Source: the annotation of a GenBank genome assembly